This is a messenger RNA of Lotus japonicus, 2040 nucleotides long. RefSeq names its product palmitoyl-acyl carrier protein thioesterase, chloroplastic-like. Lineage: Eukaryota; Viridiplantae; Streptophyta; Magnoliopsida; Fabales; Fabaceae. Gene Ontology annotation, molecular function: acyl carrier activity; fatty acyl-[ACP] hydrolase activity. The coding region runs from base 342 to 1598 and encodes 418 amino acids. The record is from RefSeq and is a predicted model, not a curated record. The transcript is spliced from 7 exons. Gene Ontology annotation, biological process: fatty acid biosynthetic process.
AUGGAAUACUACCAUUGCCUUUGCCUUAUCUAUCCCUCUCUUCUCUCUCUCUCUCUCCCUCUCUACAUAAAACAAACCCAACUCACAUUACAACACACGUUCAUUUCAUAGACAUAAAUACCCUUUAUUUUUUAAAUGCAAAAAUCAACAAAAAGAAGAAGAAACUGGUCUGAAAUGACGCAAUAGCCCCUUCCUUUGUUCUCCUGUGAUUGUGAAUUCAUUCACCUUUUCUUCUCGUUUGUUGAGCGCUUCUCUCUGCUUCUGCUUCUGCUUCUGCUUCUGCCUCUGCUUCAUCUCCUUCUUCAUCUUCAUCACCACCUCGGCUGCUAUAGGAACUCAUCAUGGUGGCCACUGCUGCUACUUCUUCAUUUUUCCCGGUGACUUCGUCCUCGCAAGACUCGGGUGCAGCUGGCGCCAAGCUUGGAGGUGGGCAUGUGAGCCUUGGAGGACAUAAAUCCAAGCAUGGUUCUUCUGGUGGCUUGCAAGUGAAGACAAAUGCCCAGGCCCCUUCGAAGAUUAAUGGUACCACAGUGGCUACUCAUUCAGAAAGCUUGAAGCAUGACGGUGAUUUGCCUAUGCAUGCUCCCAGGACUUUUAUCAAUCAGUUACCUGAUUGGAGCAUGCUUCUUGCUGCUAUCACAACAAUUUUCUUGGCGGCGGAAAAGCAGUGGAUGAUGCUUGAUUGGAAGCCGAGGCGACCUGACAUGCUUGUUGACUCCUUUGGUAUAGGAAGAAUUGUUCAGGAUGGUCUUGUGUUCCGUGAAAACUUCUCUAUUAGAUCAUAUGAAAUUGGUGCCGAUCGAACAGCGUCUAUAGAAACAGUAAUGAACCAUUUGCAGGAAACGGCACUUAAUCAUGUUAAGACUGCUGGGCUUCUUGGUGAUGGCUUUGGUUCUACUCCAGAAAUGUGUAAAAAGAAUUUGAUUUGGGUAGUUACUCGGAUGCAGGUAGUGGUCGAUCGUUAUCCUACUUGGGGUGAUGUUGUUCAAGUAGACACUUGGGUUUCUGGAUCUGGGAAGAAUGGUAUGCGUCGUGAUUGGCUUUUACGUGACUGCAAAACUGGUGAAAUAUUGACGAGAGCCUCCAGUGUUUGGGUCAUGAUGAAUAAACUGACCAGGAGGCUGUCUAAGAUUCCAGAGGAAGUGAGAGAGGAGAUAGGAUCUUAUUUUGUGGAUUCUGCUCCAAUUCUGGAAGAGGAUAACAGAAAACUGCCUAAACUCGACGACAAUACUGCAGAUUAUAUUCGUUCUGGUUUAAGUCCUAGAUGGAGCGAUCUAGAUGUCAAUCAGCAUGUUAACAAUGUGAAGUACAUUGGCUGGAUUCUGGAGAGUGCUCCACAGGCAAUCCUGGAGAGUCAUGAGCUUUCUUCCUUGACUUUAGAAUAUAGGAGGGAGUGCGGCAGGGACAGCGUGUUGCAGUCUCUCACUGCCGUAUCUGGGGCUGAUGUGGACAAUCUAGCCCACAGCGGACAAGUUGAGUGCAAGCAUUUGCUUCGACUUGAAGAAGGCGCUGAAAUUGUGAGGGGCAGAACUGAGUGGAGGCCAAAACCUGCGAACAACUUUGAUACCGUGAAUCAGGUUCCGGCAGUCAGCACCUAAGUCGGAUUGAAGGUUGGAAUCGCAUCAGUCUCCAUGCCACCAUGUUCAAACUGGUUCUGACCUCUGGAGAGUUUUGCUUGCGCUACAUGUCCUGGUGGGGGAGGGAGGGAAGGUAGCAUUGAUGAUGAUCAUGCUCAUUGUAAAUUAGCUCCUGCUCUACUCUGUUUCUCUCUGCUCCGUAUUUUGAUUUCAUUUCUGGUUGCUCUGAUGCUAGGCUGUUCGUCUUCAAUAUUUAAUUGCUUGAUUAAAAUGGGUAGGCAUGUAUAUUAUUUUAUUCUUUUUCUAAAGAUGCAAUUUUCCUUGUGAACACAACAAGCACGCCUUUAGGCAAGAAUGAGUUGUUCGUAUAAAUACAACUGUGAUUGUUUGCUCCAUCUUGUAAUGUUUGCCAGCUUAGUCCCACAUGGGAAUUAUUGGAUGCACAAACUCCCUUCUCCUUCAA